AAACCGCUACUGCGUAUAUCCUCCUUGGCCCAACCUAUCCCAGACUUCAUGGCGCGGCGGUGGGUGUGGAUAAUUUUGCCAAAACAAACGGCGGAAGAGCGGCGGCCGAAGAGUAAACUUUUAAAAAGCUGAGCUCUCAGAAAUAAUCCACAACCCAUCGUGCAAUGAAGGAAAUGUAUAUCAAUGAAGGUGAUUUCAAACCUGACAACAGGUCUUCUAUACAAAACCCCACAGGUCCAAAGUGCUACAAGAGAGGCUUUUAUGUACUUGUUAUUCUCUCCUUGGGCCUGCUGGCUGGAAUUAUCACUCUUGCUUUGUACUAUAAAACAUGUCCUGCAGGAUGGAGCAUGUUCAGUCAUAGCUGUUAUCUCCUGUCUGGAAGAUCUGACUCCUGGCAUUCAGCUAGAAAAAACUGCAUAGACCAAGGAGCAGAUUUGGUGGUGAUAGGCAGCCCUGAAGAACAGAACUUCAUCGCUUCAUUCACCGAGAAACGGACUUGGAUUGGUUUAAAUGACAUAGAACAAGAGGGAACGUGGAAAUGGGUAGAUGGAUCGCCUCUGACUCUGCAAUACUGGGCAUCUGGCCAGCCUGACAACCACCACCUUAGAGAGGACUGUGCUCAUAUCAGAGAUCCAGGAACUUCCUGGAAUGAUGAAAGAUGUGACGAUUCUUACCAGUGGGUCUGUGAAAAAGUACUGUAACGGCUGAAUUUGUUUGAAAAUUCAGCUGUUACAGUACUUAUGUAAUUUUACAUA
This is a messenger RNA of Oreochromis niloticus (Nile tilapia), 755 nucleotides long. Its product is annotated as CD209 antigen-like protein A. The record is from RefSeq and is a predicted model, not a curated record. Lineage: Eukaryota; Metazoa; Chordata; Actinopteri; Cichliformes; Cichlidae. The transcript is spliced from 6 exons. The coding region runs from base 165 to 701 and encodes 178 amino acids.